UCCCAGGGAUAUGUCAUCAUCUCCAUCAGGCAAUGAGCCAGAGGCAGGCGUACAUCUUGGACAGAGCCUCGAAGGAUGUUGUGCACAUGCGCGCUGUGGAAUCCACCGGAGCGCCAGAGGUAGUGAAGGCAGUCCUAAUGGCGGAGAGCGUACGGUCGCCUUUUGACUACCGGGAGCCACCGACCCUCGACAGCGACGGUGAUGGGAGCAAGCCGCCACCGCCACGGGGCCGCGUGUGUGGGAGAAAAAGGAAGGGGACACCUGUGAAGGUGUGCGAUCGAGCGUAUGUAACAGAAGAUGAGGAGGAGGAGAGCAUGUCAGAGCACAGCUACAGCCCGGGUGAUGGCCCGUACCCCGAAGGGGCCGAAGACCGCCUCCCUCCCCCUGGUAGUCCCUACUACCUGUCUGACCCCACUCAGCUCUGCGUUCCUGAGCUGGGUGAAGAGGGCGCGAGCGGCGUCCGGGGUCCCGUGCUCUUCCACCCGCCCCCCAACUGCCGGAUUCGGGAAGUCCACUGCGGCACCCAGGUGCGGCUGGUCGUCAUAGCGAUCCGCGACAUCGCGAAAGGGGAGGAGAUAACUGUGGACUACAGCCUGACGGACUGGGGGGAGAACGCACUGGAGGAAGAGGCUGGCCCUCACCCGCUGUCCCUCUCUGUGUCCGAUUACCUCACCCCCUCCUGGUCACUGUCCCCCUCCUCCUCCCCGCUCACCCACUCGGAGCCCAGCGACUCCGACCGGGAGGAAGACGAAGAGGAGGAGGACGACGAUGACGACGACGACGACGAAGAGGAGGAGAUCGAGGAGAUAAGGGGCCGCAUGCUCCGGCGCCGCAAGAAGCGCAAGCUGCCGGCGGCCGUCGACUCCAAGAAGAAGAGCGCGCCCGCCUCCUCCAGGGGACCCGGGCGCCCCUGCUCCUCCUUCUCCCGCCCGGGGCCCGUGGCGCCCCCAGCUCGGUCGCAGGGCCCCAUCAGCCCCCUGGCGCACCCCACCACCAACAUAAACAAUAACAUCAACAUAAACAUCGGCAGCUCCGGCGGCGCCGCGGUCAGCCGGCGGCAGCACUGCCCGUACUGCGGCCGCCACUUCCGCUCCCUGGCGCGCCACCUGGAGAAGUACCACGGCAACCAGCCGGAGGUCAGGACCGCCAUGGAGCUGGCCCAUCUGCACUCGCACAGCUCCUCCAACGGCAACGCGCCACACCCCUCCUCCUCCUCGUCCUCCACCUCCGCCACGCACGGCCAUUCCUUCGCCAUCCCGCAGUCCUCCGCCUCCAACCCGGCUCCGCCCUCGCUCUUCUCCCGGGAGAGGGAGUCGCCGGCGACGCGCUCCAGCACCGGCAACGUCUCGUUCUCCCUCUCUCUUUCGCCGCCGCCGUCGGCUCCGCCCGCCGCUGCUGCGAAGAAGGGCCCCGGCUUACCGCUGCCGGCGGCGAAGCUGUCGUCUCCGCCUCCGCCGCCGCCGCCGCUGGUCCCUCGGGUGAAGAGUCCGUCUCCGCCUCCGACCUCUGCCCCAAAAAGAGGACGGAGGAUGAAGAAGGAAAAGCACGAGGAGCAGCAGAAGGUGGAGGCGGAGAGGACCCAGGAGGAGCUGCUGCCGCCUCCCACCCCGGAGCCGGAUAUCGAUCCGGAUGAAGAGCUGGAGCUGAGCGGAGGGGAAGACAACGCGCCACAGAAGAACGGAGAAGUUGUAAGCACACACAGACCGCACAUGUCUCCCCUGCUCUCCUCCCUGUCGUGUUUAAUCAACUACCUCCGCCACCAGCAGCACUCCUCCUGCCUCUCUCUGACUCGGUCUCCUCACUCUGCCGAGGCCUGGCGCCUCCUCUGCCACUCCAGCCUCUCCCUGCUCAUCCUCUACAACCGACACCGGGAAUGCGAGGUGGCCAAGCUCACCAUCCAGGACUACCGCGGCCGGACCACGCCGCAGGCCGCCUCCGGCGCCAGCGCCCCCUCCGCCAUGGAGUCUUUCCUGUCCCCCUUCGAGCGGCAGGUCCUGUGUCACCUCCCGCGGGCGGGCGUCCUGGGCAAGCGCGGCCGCGUCCAGCCCCUCAUUCUGCCGCCUCACUGCGAGUCCUGCCUGGACCUGCUUCUCCGCACCAGCCCCAACGUGGGCGUGGACCCCGAGAGCCCCUACGUCUUUUCCCGGCCGUACCACUCGCCUGCCACCCCGCUCCGCGGCACGGACCUCCUGAGGAACUUGGCCCGGGCGAGCGGGGCCAAGAACGCCGGGGCGCUGACGGCGACGCGCGUGCGGCGGCAGGUGGCCAUCCUCACCCAGCUGCUGCUGCUGGACGAGGGAGAGGCGCAGGGAGCGGCCGUCAAGCGGCUGGAGGACUUCCUGGAGCAGGAGUACCACGUGACGCAGAGCUGCUCCUCCAUCAAACGAGACCCGGCGCUGAUGAGUCGAGUCGGACGCGUCGUUCUCUACGGAGAGAGGGAGGGCGUGCUUUUCAAGGGGAUGAGCCUGCAGGACAUUUGCCUCGAGUUGGACGUGAUGUCGGGCAACUCGGGAGACUCGUUCUCAGAAGAUUCGGAGGCAGAUGAAAAGAAGGAAGAUGUCAAGGUGAAGACGGAGGUGAUGGUAAAGAAGAAAGGCCCGGGCCGGCCGCCGAGGAAGAAACCCGCACCCGUUCCCACGCCCACUGUCAGCCCACCUGUAGCUAACGCCCAAAAAAGGAGACCUGCUCCAGUUAAAUCAGGAAAACGCGGCGUGCUGAAGCGGCCCUGGUCCGAGGCGGAGCGCGUAGCUGUGGAGACGCACCUCAACAAGAACCUCCUGGAGCUGCGAGUCCCCGCCAAGGCGGACUGCGAGCGCUGCCUGGAACUCUGCCCCCUGCUGGUGAGCAACCAGCGGGACUGGAGGGCCAUCAAGUUUUACGUCCACAACCGGAUCCAGCUGCUGAAGAAGCAGGGGAGGAGAGAGAGCGCCGCUGCGGUCAGCUAGAGCGAACGAACGCAGAUACCAUUAAUGUAUAAACCACCAGCAGUCGGGAUGAACUGUGGCUCAAGCCCAGAGGAGCAGCGCCUGAAGUUUUAGUGGGUUUUUCCAGGUCUCAUGGCUCUGGUUAUAAGGGAGUAGUGUAAUAAAAGUGAUUAAGCUACAGUAUGAGGAUAGAUUGGAUGGAAAUAUGAAACGUCCUCUCUCUUGCUUUCUGUUUCAGUCGCUUUUGGACAAAGUGAGAUUGGGCACAGAGAAUGCCUUUUUCAUUGUAUUUUCUGUGUCCUCUUUACUUUCUGUUGGUGAGAUAAAAGUCGAGAACCUACGGGAGAAACAAGUCUGUGACGUAGACGCACAGCAGACGGCCCUCGAUCGCUUUGCUCUCGCUCAAUGCUGUUGACCAAACAUGAAUGUGUAAAGCUUUGGGAGAGCAGACAAGACUACAUGGACUCGUACCAUCAACCUGUACAGUAUGUGUUUGAUGCUCUGUGUGUGUGUGUUGGCGGGAAAAAAAAAAGUAUUCUUCAGUGUCCCAGACCAUGAUGCACCCGUUUUAAGUGUUUCCUGCAUACCCGUAUACCAUCGUCAUAGAUUAGUAUGUGUCAAGGCACGUCUACUUGAAUCCACUGAGUAUCAUUUUAAAGAAAUAUUAUGUAUUUCAGAAUCAACAUAUGAACUUUUCCACGCUGUAAAUAGUUCCUAAUCUAUAAAAGUAUGGGGUUGUGAUAGCAAAGUUGGCAGUGUCUCUUUGUGUACAUAAACUGUAAAUAUUACCUGUACUUAUUAAAAUGUAUGACAUUUUGUUGUGUUUUCCUAAACUGCGUUGUAAAGUGAAUUUUACAUUGUGAAAAAUGGCAAGACAACAUAGAGAUGACAAACUUGGUAUGUUUUCUUUUUUUAUUAUUAUUAUUUAUUAAAAAGUGAGAAUUUGUUUUCUAACAUUUUUCAGGUGUGGAUAAGUAUGGAAAAUGUUUUGUUUCAAGAUUUUACUCCUUAUUCUACAGGCCCGUAAAAAUAAAUCAGAAUAUCAUCA
This is a messenger RNA of Fundulus heteroclitus (mummichog), 3972 nucleotides long. RefSeq lists its product as uncharacterized. The coding region runs from base 33 to 2945 and encodes 970 amino acids. Gene Ontology annotation, molecular function: protein binding. The record is from RefSeq and is a predicted model, not a curated record. The transcript is spliced from 9 exons. Lineage: Eukaryota; Metazoa; Chordata; Actinopteri; Cyprinodontiformes; Fundulidae.